AAAGGAGUCAACAUCCAGGGUCUGUCUGCAGAAGCUUGUCCCGCUACAAACAGCAGCAGCAGCAGGCCCAGCGGCAGCCGGCGCACGCCCCCCCGGCCCGGCCCCACGCCACGCACCCCCCCCUCAGCCAGCAGAGCAGCGCCCCAGCACAGCUCAGCCCGCAUGGGACUCCGGCCCCCAAAGCAGCACAGGCCGACAUGCAGUCCAGUGACGCCCCCCCCCAGAGGCGCCCAGGUCGGCGCCGCCGGGAACAGGCGCAGCCAGGCCUUCAGCGACAAGACCAAAGCCAACUCCCACCUGAGCAAAGAUUCGGUUGAGGGUCAGACGGGGAUGACUGAGCACGCCCCUGCGUUUGCCGUGACUUUCAGCUCCUCCGCCUCCAGCCUGGUCCCCCCCUCCUCCACGGCCAUCCCCCAGCCCAACGCCAGCAGCAAGCCCUGGAGGAUCAAGUCCACCAGCUCCAAGCAGGCCGCCUCCCCAGCCCCCGUCCCCGCCGGCGCCCCCCCCUCGAGCAUGCAGACCGGCAGGCAGGACAAGGACUCGCCCUGCCCGGGGAAGGCCGCUCCGGCAGCCGACGCCCCCCCCAAAGCCGCCGCCCAGAGGUCCAUGCUGGAGAAGCUCAAGCUCUUUAACAGUAAAGGGGGAUCCAAGUCGUCCCCCUCCUCCGGUGGGGGGGGGCUCCCAGACGGACGCGGCCGCCGCCAGACAGCCAGCAGCCCCAAAAUCGCCCUCCGAGGCAUCGCCCAGCGCACGUUCAGCAGAGCGUUGACUGCCAAGAAGGGCUCCGCCAAAGGCCCCGAGAAAGAGCGGGAGAAGGAGAGGGGCAAGGAGAAGGAGAGGGGGAAGGAGGCCGGGAAGCGCGCCCCCGAUAGAGCCGAGCCGAGGGACGAGGAGCCCAAGGAGGACGCGGCGCCCGCCACGCCGGACGCCGACGCCUCCGCCAAAAGGACCUCCAAGAUCGCCAGUUUCAUUCCCAAAGGGGGCAAAGCAGCCAAAAAAGAGAGCUCCACCACCCCCGCGCACAGCGGAAUACCAAAGCCGGGAGGCAAGGCCCCAGGAGUCGGGGGCAAAGCCUCCUCCGCCAAGGAGGCCGGCGAGAGGCCCCGGAGCGCCCGGGGGGGGCUGGCCGCGCCCCGCGGGCCCCUGGACAGAGAUAGGGACAGCAGGCACUCCAGCUCCACCUCCAGCCUGGCCUCCACGGAGGGCAAGGCCGGGGGGGGCACCACGCAGAGCACGGCCAGCAACACCGUCAGCGUGCAGCUACCUCAGACGCAGCAGCUCCACAGCCACCCCAACACGGCCACCGUCGCACCCUUCAUGUACAGG
Molecule: messenger RNA, 1326 nt
Organism: Menidia menidia (Atlantic silverside)
Lineage: Eukaryota; Metazoa; Chordata; Actinopteri; Atheriniformes; Atherinopsidae
Source: the annotation of a GenBank genome assembly